Molecule: messenger RNA, 678 nt
Organism: Brenthis ino (lesser marbled fritillary)
Lineage: Eukaryota; Metazoa; Arthropoda; Insecta; Lepidoptera; Nymphalidae
Source: the annotation of a GenBank genome assembly
AUGGCAAAAAGUAUAAGAUCAGCAAAUAAAAAUAACGAUACUAAAAAGGAGAAUAAAUUUAUAUUUAAGGACAUAGACAUAGAAUCAGAAAAUAUAGAAGAUUUAAAGGGUAUAGGCAACGGACUAUAUCAGGAUGCCAAAUUGGCAAUGGAAUCACGCGGAAAUCUAAGAACUGACAUAAAGGAAAUGACAGUGAGAUAUCUAGGUUAUCAAAAUCAGAUAAUACUAAGACUAAACGCCCAAAGACUGGCACACCUUCAUACAAUACAAAUGUUAAAAGCUAAAGAAGAGAAAGAAAUGAACAAAGAAACACAAGAAGAAAGCAAGAAACAACUAGAAGAUAUAAUGAAGGAGAUUAAAGCACACAAGGAGAUAUCAGAGCAGACCAGAAAGGAAGUAAAGGAAUUAAAGGAAAUGACAGAAAAUGCCGAGAAAAGGAGAGAACAAGAAUCAUAUGCGGACAUAGCAGCGAAACCCAAAAUAACGAAAAAAUUUAAUCAAACACACGUACUACUUGUUUCUUCUGAAGACAAAACUGACACAAGUGACCAAGGAGAUUUCAUAAUAAUAAACGAUAAACUCGUGACUCCUCGUGGCGAGGUUUUAAUGAGCGGCGACACUAUCGACCUGAAAUCUUCAGGACGCCUGUUUGGAGGAAGCAUCUUUGAUGCAAGGGAA